Messenger RNA from Racocetra persica, 247 nucleotides. The record is from the annotation of a GenBank genome assembly. Lineage: Eukaryota; Fungi; Glomeromycota; Glomeromycetes; Diversisporales; Gigasporaceae.
AUGAUUUGGAUCUUACUUGAUGUAUCUUUUGAAUAUGAGGAGAAAUUCGACAUUGAUCAAGAAAGAAUUCAAAGUUUCUUGGAAUCAAUUAAUCAUGAUUCAUUACCUCAAUUCUUUAAUAAUCAUUUCUCUGAUGUUCAUGAUACAUCAUCGAGAGUUUCCAGAGUUCCCGUCGCUUCUUUGGUUAAGCGUAAAGUUGUUCGAAUACGUGUCGAAUCUCGAGCAAAGUUUCUUGGUCGCAAGAUAG